UCAUGCUUCCAUUAAUGUGUACAACACCAUAUGUUAAUUACCCUUAACUCAACCUUUAAUAAUUCUAUAUGCUUCCAACAUCAGCCUAUGUUUUGCCAAUUGUGAAGAAAGAAACCUUUGAUUAAGCUUGUCAGUUUCCAGAACCUAUCAAAGAAGAUGCUAUAACAAAUAAUAUGGAGGUUAUAGCAGAAAAGGAAAUGACUUCUCUGUUAAUAUUCCUCUCCAAGAACAUUUCUUUACUCCAAGACUCUGUCUUUGAAGAGUUUGUAAAGGAAAAUUUAAAAGUAUAUCAACAUAGGAUUAUAUAGACUCUCUCUUCAUUUUCUAAAGAUAUACCUAACAUUAUUAAGAAGCGUUAUGUAUAGAUUAAUAAAACAAAAGAGGAAAUGACCAAGUUUAUUAUAAGAAGAUGUUUUCUAUUUAUAAAAAGUCAAAUUGAGUAUGAAGAACAAGAAGAUUUAUCAGCAGAAGAAAGAGAUAGAUAAUUUUAUCAUUCAUUCUUUUCAAAUGAUAAGGAAUUUAUGAAUGCUCUUGAUCAUUAAUCAAUAGAUGAUAUUAUUCCCUUUAGAAAGGACUCUAAGAUGAAGACUAUGAAUGACACUUACUUAAGAAAACUAUUCGCAUCCAAGAAAUUCUCUAGUUUCUAUUCAAAAUUUCUAAGUAAUAAUAACUAUAUUAUUAGCUUAAUUUCAAUAAAUUUGCAUUCUUGAAAACAAUGAAAAAAUUGAUAAUAUGACUAAACAGAUUAUUAAAAUUAUUAUUACAAGAGAUUUUGCAGUAAUAAUAAAUAUUAUAAUUAAUAGAAAUUAAAAAGUUACAGAAGAUUUCCUUGGAAAGAUAAUGAAAUACUUAAGUGUGAGCAGAGAGCUAAAGAACUCUAUACUAAAUAUUCUACCUAUUCAAGUAAUAAUAACAUUUAUAUUCUAGAAGCCGAUAACAAUAAUAAGUAUCUUUCAAAACUUGAUUCGCAUACUCUAAUAGUUUUGGAAAAAUUCUCAGAAUCUUAAGAAUGA
Messenger RNA from Paramecium pentaurelia, 1013 nucleotides. The record is from the annotation of a GenBank genome assembly. Lineage: Eukaryota; Ciliophora; Oligohymenophorea; Peniculida; Parameciidae.